GCUUUGCUGGAAAUAAUAUGUGGGGGAAAAAAUAAAACCUUUCACGUCAUUUCCUGUUAGCUUAGCAUGUAGAGAGAAUGAAAACGACCGCCGAUGAUUUGUAGCACAAAUAACAUCGUAUAGCAACUAAACAGAACGUAACCGCAUCAUAUAUUAUUGAUGUUAUUAUUGUGAAAGAAACACCGUGAUGGCGGCUUUGGUUUCAUGUUGUUUUGGAUGUUGUGGAGACAAUAACAGUGGCCACGUAACACUGAAGGAAAUGCCCACGGUUCAGCUGGACACUCAUCACAUGGGUACUGAUGUUGUCAUUGUGAAGAGUGGAAGACGCAUAUGUGGAACUGGUGGUUGCAUUGCAAAUGCCCCUCUCCAUCAAAACAAGAGCUACUUUGAGUUCAAGAUUCAGUCCACAGGUGUCUGGGGAGUAGGAGUGGCAACACAGAAAGCAAAUCUGAAUCAGAUCCCUAUGGGUAGAGACCCACACAGCCUUGUGCUCCGGCAAGAUGGCACCGUGUACCACAACAAUGAAGAGAAGAACCGGUUACCUGCAAACAGCUUACCGCAGGAAGGAGACAUUGUGGGUGUUGCAUAUGAUCACGUGGAGCUGAAUUUGUACCUAAAUGGGAAGAAUAUGAACUGUCCAGCAUCAGGCAUUAGAGGAACUGUUUAUCCUGUAGUUUAUGUUGACGAUAGUGCAAUAUUGGAUUGCCAGUUCAGUGACUUCUACCAUCCUCCUCCGCAAGGCUACCAAAAGAUCAUGUUUGAGCAGCAGAUCUUCUAAAGUUCAUGUUGUGCUGUAUAUACACUAAAGAAAAUUCAAUUUACGGCCAGGAAUUGAAGUGCUAUGGUGACGACUGAACUUUUGAUGAUUAUGCUGCUCAGCCUACUGAAAGGAGUUGAAAUUAAGUCAUCUGUGAUUUAGACUCGUGUAAACUGACACACAUCUGGCCAUUUCUACUCAGUUUAAAAAGUCAUCCUAUGUCUUUCUGUUAUAUCAUCUGUGCAUUAAUGAUUUAGGCACUGAUCUCAAAAGGUUCAUUCAGAACAUACAUCUUUAAUUUAAACUUCAUCAAACACUGCAUUUACUGAUGUACAGUAUUAGCAGGGUGCAGUUGUGAACAUUACAUUUUGUUUAAAGGCUGGUUUGAGGACAAAAACGGGUAAUAAUGUAGACACAUAUUACAGCUGACCAUCAUGACUUUAUACUUUAUGCAUUUCAAGAGAACAAAGUGAUGCUGACCUGAAAAGCUGAUACUGAUUCAAAAUACUGUCAAAGCUUUUUGAUUUCAUUGUUGUCUGUCUGAUGUAUGAGCUGCACCUGCACACACCUUAUUCAUCAUGAUGACUUGGAUUUAUACAAGCUCUACACAAAUAUAUAUUUAAAUUUCAUGGAGUUUAUAUUUGGUUGUAUUUUUUUGGUUGUAUAUACAUUAUGUCUUACUGCAGUUAAGUGUAACUAAUAUAUUAAACGUAAGCCAUACAAUAGAAUAAGUGUACAGGUUAUUUACCUUAAAUAUGUAAUAAUUUGACCUGAAAAACAUCUGACUGUUUGUGUUCUCUAAUUAUGAAAUAUUGCAAAUUAUCACAAAACUGUUUUUAAUAAAUCAAUGAGUAUUGAA
Molecule: messenger RNA, 1616 nt
Organism: Carassius auratus (goldfish)
Lineage: Eukaryota; Metazoa; Chordata; Actinopteri; Cypriniformes; Cyprinidae
Product: SPRY domain-containing protein 7-like
Exons: 5
Coding region: 188-778 (196 amino acids)
Molecular function (GO): protein binding
Source: RefSeq, a predicted model, not a curated record